AAGACAGACAAGAUGGCGCAACCCCAGAUGGAGCUGUACCCCAUCAGGAUGCCCAACUACUUUAGGGACUGGACGUACUACACGCACAACGAGGGCAUCUACGUCCAGACGCUCCAGAAGGGCUACCGCUACUGCCAGCUCCCGGUCGAGUUCCGCGCGCGCUUCACCAACCCCCGGUGCGUCGUGUACAGGGGCCAGUACAUGCCGUGGCCCGAGGCCGCGCUCGACGUCACCAUCAUCCUGUUCAGCGUGGGGAUAGCCGUGCUGGCGCUCGUCAUCAUCCCGACCUACCACGGCUGGUGGCCCAAGAUCCUGCUGCGCAUCGGCUGCCUGAAGCGCGUCCCCGUCCCGCGCCGCGCCUGGGCGGGCAGCAACGCCGACGACAUCCCCAUGACGCGGCCGGCCUCGGACGGGCUGGCCGGCAUCCGCGGCGAGCUGGAGCCGCGCCCUUACGACGACCAGGCGUACGUGGACCUGAACCGCCAGAGGGCGCGCUGGGUCAACCAGCCUCAGCGCACCAAGCUGGUGUGGAACCCCAAGCUGAAGUGGCCCGCAAUCAAGGCGGGCAUGCGGGAAUGGGCGCUGGGUAUGGAGCAGCUCCGGCGCCGCGUCACAAGACAGAGUGGCAAUGAUGAUGGUGAAAGUCGAGUCUAAGCUGAAAG
This is a messenger RNA of Gaeumannomyces tritici R3-111a-1, 662 nucleotides long. RefSeq lists its product as hypothetical. The coding region runs from base 13 to 654 and encodes 213 amino acids. The transcript is spliced from 2 exons. The record is from RefSeq and is a predicted model, not a curated record. NCBI's taxonomy places the organism in Eukaryota, Fungi, Ascomycota, Sordariomycetes, Magnaporthales, Magnaporthaceae.